AAGUGGUCCUGAACAACCUCUCCCCUCGCACUGGAGGAACAGGCAAACUUCCUCUCUGGAAAAUUGGACAGUGCUGAGGCCCUUCAUGGUGAACAAUAUGUUGUCAUCUGAGAAGCCCAAGGAGGGGGUUUGCCAUCAUUGUGGACACAAGGCUGCAGUAGUGAUGUGUAGGGACUGUUUACCACGAUCACUCUACUGCACAGCCUGUGACCUUUCCACACAUGAGGCCCUGGUGCUUCAUAACAGAGCAUCCAUCGUGGAGGGGUUCUUCAGACACCUGCCACCAUCCACUUUUGUUCAGCAGCAUGAAAAAGAUAGCAUGUUACCAAUCGUUCCUCCCUGCUGUGACUGCUCCACUGGGCAAACAGUUAUUUUAAUUGGAAUGAAUGGAAGAUACAACCUCUUCCUUCCAUCAGUAAGCUGCUCCUGUGGAAAAACCUUGUCAGUGACUAUAAGCGAUCUGGUUGAAAGUGGUUACUGGCCAGCCACUGUCAAUUUUGAGACCUUGUACAUGGUGGACUUGUUCACCACGUAUGAGGAUCUAAAAAUCACUGCCCCAGGGAUGUCACGACAAGCUUUUGUCAGCAUGCUCGAGUGUCGAACAAAACUCUUCGGGCGAAGUGGUAAGAUAUGUGGGGACACAAUGCAGAGGGCCUUCCUCGAAUGGGCCUAUGCCAAAUUUGAGGUUGAAAAGCUGUCUCAGGUCCAGCAUUUUCAGUGCCCUGCAUGCACACCCUCCAUGUUGGCAGUUGCAGUGGAUGGGAACCGCAAAUUAUAUCGUUUCAAAAGCCAACCAGGUCUUUUUGGCCAGUGAUGCUGAGGUGUCCUCCUU
Solea senegalensis (Senegalese sole) is the source of this 832-nucleotide messenger RNA. RefSeq lists its product as uncharacterized. The transcript is spliced from 5 exons. The coding region runs from base 86 to 814 and encodes 242 amino acids. The record is from RefSeq and is a predicted model, not a curated record. NCBI's taxonomy places the organism in Eukaryota, Metazoa, Chordata, Actinopteri, Pleuronectiformes, Soleidae.